AAAAACAAGUUUAUCAAUGAGUUCUAUUCCUUAAUAAUUUUUAUGAAGAAUAAAGAAGAAAAUAAUAACCCUCUGAAUCAAGCAAGAGAAUUGUUUGUUCAAGAAGCAGCAUCUUUUUCCGAACUAAAAAAUGAGUCAAAAUCUUUAGAAGAAAACCAAAAAAGUGUGGAAAAAUGUCCAGGAAUUGAAGAAAAAAAGGAUAAUAUAUGUAAAAAACGUAUUGCAGAAGAUAAAGGGAGUAAUUUUGUUGAAAAAUUUGAGGGAAAAAGGCCUAAAAAAGAUAAAGAGAAAGAUUCUCCGGAAAUCAACCAAACUUCAAAUUAUCAGUCUCAAACAUUAUCUGCAUCAUUUAAAUCAUUUUCUGAAUCUUCCGUUUCUCCUUUUUCAUCUUUAAAAUCCAAUAAUCCUAUAUUUGUCAAUCCAUCUAACCAAUUGGAAAAAAAAACAUUUGGAUCAAACAUAUCUGGACCUAAUUUUGAGUCUCUUUUAUCUUCAUCAAAAAACGAUAUAAAAGAAGACGUUAGUGACAAUAAAAUAACAAAUUCUUUAACAGACACAUAUAAAAAGGCUUCAGAUGAAGCAUUUGGUAUAUUGCUUAAACAAGAAUUGGAUUGUCGUGAUAGUUUUGAUGAUAAUAUAACAAAAGUAACUACAUUUAUAUUAGAACAAGAAGUAAAAACAGGCGAAGAACAUGAAAAAACUAUUUAUUCUACAAGAGCUAGACUUUAUGUUGUAGAUUCAGUUACAAAGGAUUGGAAAGAACGAGGCAUUGGAACAUUACGUGUAAAUAUUGAUGAAACUAAAGGAAUAAUUAAAAGGUCGCGACUUGUUAUGAGAGCAGAUGCUGUGUAUAAAGUUAUUUUAAAUGCAUCUUUAUUUAAAGAAAUGUUAAUCGAAGGUGGAAAUAUAGAUAGUUCUAAUGCAUGUAAUCUUGAUAAGUUUUUAAAAAUUGUUGCUCUUGAAGAUGGAAAGCCUACACAAUUUGCAAUAAAAGUUAAAGAUAAUACUGUUGCUCAACAAUUACGUCAACAUAUUUUAUCUGCUCUUCCUGAUAAAAAAAUUACACUCUAA
This is a messenger RNA of Pneumocystis murina B123, 1071 nucleotides long. RefSeq lists its product as hypothetical. Bases 43 to 1071 code for a protein of 342 amino acids. The record is from RefSeq and is a predicted model, not a curated record. NCBI's taxonomy places the organism in Eukaryota, Fungi, Ascomycota, Pneumocystomycetes, Pneumocystales, Pneumocystaceae. Gene Ontology annotation, biological process: intracellular transport. The transcript is spliced from 5 exons. Gene Ontology annotation, cellular component: nuclear pore; cytoplasm. Gene Ontology annotation, molecular function: GTPase activator activity.